GCAGCCGCCGGACAAGUGUGAAGAAAGCUGACAGCAAAAAAAAAAAAAAAAAAAGGACAGGAUCGGGGGUGAAGCGAGAAGCUUCCCCCUCCUGCCCCUUUCCUCCCAAUUUGGACUGGAGGUGCAAGGAAACUGAAAAGGGAGUCAAACAGAGUCGGGCUGGGGGGAGAGGCCGGAAACCUACCGCCUGUUUGCAAUCAACUUUUUUUUUUGGAAACCCUUUUCCGAACCCUUCCUUUUUAUUGUUGACCAACCAGGGAGAGAGAACGAGAAAGUGAGGAGGGAGCGAGAAAGCGGAGGCUCACACGGGGACGUAGCUGCCCGGUCCGGCUCGGAGCACCGCCGCACACCCUCCAGUACAUUCCCACCCGCGCGCGCCCUCCCGCGCACCCUCUCCUGGUCCUCCGGGUCCGGGCCCUAGACCCGCGGACGCGGACUCGGUCGCCCGCGCUCGGAGCCGGUGCACCGCGCGCGCCAGUGCCCCUCGCGCCCCCACGCGCGCCCGGCCGAGGGAUCUCCUCUGCGUGCCCGAAAGGGGAUUAUGCCAUUUGGACAUGUAAUUGUCAGCACUGGAUCUGAGACUUCCAAAAAAUGAAGCUGGCGACAGGACUGUGGGUCUGGGUGAGCCUUCUCCUGGCGGCGGGGACCGUCCAGCCCAGCUCUUCUCAGUCAGUGUGUGCAGGCACAGAGAAUAAGCUGAGCUCUCUCUCUGACCUGGAGCAGCAGUACCGAGCCUUGCGCAAAUACUAUGAGAACUGUGAGGUAGUCAUGGGCAACCUGGAGAUAACCAGCAUCGAGCACAACCGGGACCUCUCCUUUCUGCGGUCUAUACGAGAAGUCACAGGCUACGUGUUGGUGGCUCUUAAUCAGUUUCGCUAUCUGCCUCUGGAGAACUUACGCAUUAUCCGUGGGACAAAGCUUUAUGAGGAUCGAUAUGCCUUGGCAAUAUUUUUAAACUACAGAAAAGAUGGAAACUUUGGACUUCAAGAACUUGGACUGAAGAACUUGACUGAAAUCCUAAAUGGCGGCGUCUAUGUAGACCAGAACAAAUUUCUUUGUUAUACAGACACUAUUCAUUGGCAAGAUAUUGUUCGGAAUCCAUGGCCUUCCAACCUGACCCUGGUGUCAACAAAUGGUAGCUCAGGAUGCGGACGUUGCCAUAAGUCCUGUACUGGCCGAUGCUGGGGACCCACAGAGAAUCAUUGCCAGACUUUGACAAGGACCGUGUGUGCGGAACAGUGUGAUGGCAGAUGCUAUGGACCCUACGUGAGUGAUUGCUGUCACCGAGAAUGUGCUGGGGGCUGUUCGGGACCGAAGGACACCGACUGCUUUGCAUGCAUGAAUUUCAAUGACAGUGGAGCAUGUGUUACUCAGUGUCCACAAACAUUUGUCUACAAUCCCACUACCUUUCAACUGGAGCAUAACUUCAAUGCAAAAUACACCUAUGGAGCCUUUUGUGUCAAGAAGUGCCCACAUAACUUUGUAGUUGAUUCCAGUUCCUGUGUGCGUGCUUGUCCUAGUUCCAAGAUGGAAGUAGAAGAAAAUGGGAUUAAAAUGUGUAAACCUUGCACUGACAUUUGCCCAAAAGCUUGUGAUGGCAUUGGCACAGGAUCGUUGAUGUCAGCUCAGACCGUGGAUUCCAGUAACAUUGACAAAUUCAUAAACUGCACCAAAAUCAAUGGGAAUUUGAUCUUCCUUGUCACUGGUAUUCAUGGGGACCCUUACAAUGCAAUUGAAGCCAUAGACCCAGAGAAACUGAAUGUCUUUCGGACAGUCCGAGAGAUAACAGGUUUCUUGAACAUACAGUCAUGGCCUCCAAACAUGACCGACUUCAGUGUUUUUUCUAACUUGGUAACCAUUGGUGGAAGAGUACUCUAUAGUGGCCUUUCCUUGCUUAUCCUCAAGCAACAGGGCAUCACUUCUCUACAAUUCCAAUCCUUGAAAGAAAUCAGUGCGGGGAACAUCUAUAUCACUGACAACAGCAACCUGUGCUAUUAUCACACCGUUAACUGGACAACACUGUUCAGCACAGGCAACCAAAGGAUAGUGAUUCGGGACAAUAGGAAAGCUGAAAACUGUACUGCUGAAGGAAUGGUGUGCAACCAUCUCUGUUCAAAUGAUGGGUGUUGGGGACCUGGGCCAGACCAGUGCUUGUCAUGCCGUCGCUUCAGCAGGGGAAGGACCUGCAUAGAGUCUUGUAACCUCUAUGACGGUGAAUUUCGGGAGUUUGAGAAUGGCUCCAUCUGUGUCGAGUGUGACCCCCAGUGUGAGAAGAUGGAAGAUGGCAUCCUCACAUGCCAUGGGCCGGGACCUGACAACUGUACAAAGUGCUCCCAUUUCAAGGAUGGCCCAAACUGUGUGGAAAAAUGUCCAGAUGGCUUACAGGGGGCAAACAGUUUCAUUUUCAAGUAUGCUGAUCAAGAUCGAGAGUGCCACCCGUGCCAUCCAAACUGCACCCAAGGGUGCAUAGGCUCAAGUAUAGAAGACUGCAUCGGCCUGAUGGAUAGGUGUAGCGGCCCCACUAGUCAUGACUGCAUUUACUACCUUUGGACGGGCCAUUCCACUUUACCACAACAUGCUAGGACUCCUCUAAUUGCAGCUGGAGUCAUUGGUGGGCUCUUCAUCCUGGUCAUUGUGGGCCUAACAUUUGCAGUUUAUGCUCGAAGGAAGAGCAUCAAAAAGAAAAGAGCCUUAAGAAGAUUCUUGGAAACAGAGCUGGUAGAACCCUUAACUCCCAGUGGCACAGCGCCCAAUCAAGCUCAACUUCGUAUUUUGAAAGAAACUGAGCUCAAAAGAGUGAAAGUACUUGGCUCAGGUGCUUUUGGAACUGUCUAUAAAGGUAUUUGGGUCCCUGAAGGAGAAACAGUGAAGAUUCCUGUGGCUAUUAAGAUUCUUAAUGAAACAACUGGUCCCAAAGCCAAUGUGGAAUUUAUGGAUGAAGCCCUAAUCAUGGCAAGUAUGGACCAUCCACACUUAGUUCGAUUAUUGGGUGUGUGUCUGAGCCCAACCAUUCAGCUGGUUACACAGCUCAUGCCCCAUGGCUGUCUGCUGGAUUAUGUCCAUGAACACAAGGAUAACAUUGGAUCACAGUUGUUGCUUAACUGGUGUGUCCAGAUAGCUAAGGGAAUGAUGUACCUGGAAGAAAGACGGCUUGUUCAUCGGGACUUGGCAGCCCGUAAUGUCUUAGUGAAAUCUCCAAACCAUGUGAAAAUCACGGAUUUUGGACUAGCCAGACUCUUGGAAGGAGAUGAAAAAGAGUAUAAUGCUGAUGGAGGAAAGAUGCCAAUUAAAUGGAUGGCUCUGGAGUGUAUACAUUAUAGGAAAUUCACCCAUCAGAGCGACGUUUGGAGCUAUGGAGUCACUAUAUGGGAACUGAUGACCUUUGGAGGAAAACCUUAUGAUGGAAUUCCAACCAGAGAAAUUCCUGAUUUAUUAGAGAAAGGAGAACGUUUGCCUCAGCCUCCCAUCUGCACUAUUGACGUUUACAUGGUCAUGGUCAAAUGUUGGAUGAUUGAUGCUGACAGUAGACCUAAAUUUAAGGAACUGGCUGCUGAAUUUUCAAGGAUGGCUCGAGACCCUCAAAGAUACCUAGUUAUUCAGGGUGAUGAUCGUAUGAAGCUUCCCAGUCCAAAUGACAGCAAGUUCUUUCAGAAUCUCUUGGAUGAAGAAGAUUUAGAAGAUAUGAUGGAUGCUGAGGAAUACCUGGUACCUCAAGCUUUCAACAUCCCUCCUCCCAUCUAUACUUCCAGAUCAAGAAUUGACUCAAAUAGGAGUGAAAUUGGACACAGCCCUCCUCCUGCCUACACCCCUAUGUCAGGAAACCAGUUUGUCUACCGAGACGGGGGCUUCGCUGCAGAACAAGGAGUGCCCAUGCCCUACAGGGCCACCACCAGCACAAUCCCAGAAGCCCCCAUUGCUCAGGGGGCUACCGCAGAGAUUUUUGAUGACUCCUGCUGUAAUGGCACCUUACGCAAGUCCAUGGCGCCCCACGUCCAAGAGGACAGUAGCACCCAGAGAUACAGCGCUGACCCCACAGUGUUUGCCCCAGAACGGAGCCCACGAGGAGAGCUGGAUGAAGAAGGUUACAUGACUCCUAUGCGAGACAAACCCAAACAAGAAUACCUGAACCCUGUGGAGGAGAACCCUUUCGUUUCUCGGAGGAAAAAUGGAGACCUUCAGGCUUUGGAUAAUCCCGAAUAUCACAGCGCUUCCAGUGGUCCACCCAAGGCAGAAGAUGAGUAUGUAAACGAGCCGCUGUACCUCAACACCUUUGCCAACGCCUUGGGGAACGCCGAGUACCUGAAGAACAGCGUACUGUCUGUGCCAGAGAAGGCCAAGAAAGCAUUCGACAACCCCGACUACUGGAACCACAGCCUGCCACCUCGGAGCACCCUUCAGCACCCAGACUACCUGCAGGAGUACAGCACAAAAUAUUUUUAUAAACAAAAUGGACGGAUCCGGCCUAUUGUGGCCGAGAAUCCCGAAUACCUCUCUGAGUUCUCGCUGAAGCCAGGCACUGUGCUGCCUCCGCCGCCCUACAGACACCGGAAUACUGUGGUGUGAGCUCCGCAGUGGUUUUCAGGUGGAGAGACACGCCCACUCUCAUUUCCCGCCGCCUCUCUUUCUCUUGUUUUCUUCCUUCUACUCCCAAGGCCAGUAGUUUUGACACUUCCCAGUGGAAGCUAUAGAGAUGCAAUGCUAAUUUUGUGCUUAUCUAACUUGAACAUUAGAAGGAAGGACUGAAAGAGAAAGAGAGGAGGAACCACACUGUUUCUUCAUUUCUCUGCAUGGGUUGGCUAGGAGACUGGAACAGCUAGAAAAGGACACGCAAAUAGGAGGCAAUACUGCCUGCCGUCAAACUAGUUCUCCACGUCCCACACCCCACCAUUUUUUUUUUUCUUUUUAUUCCUUCCUUCCUUUCUUUCAAAGCAGAUGCUUGAAAGAUCCAAGCUAUCUGUUCCUAUCUGCAGGAACUGAUCCGUAUAUUUUCAACAUCCCUGGUAAUCCUAAGGACGUUUUCAGUAGAACAAAACAAUAACCUUUUCUACAAUGUAUGAUAGUAACUUAAGAUUGAAAAUCCAAACUCAUUCUCCACCAGUUUCUGUCUUGACAAGCAAGAAUGGCCAACUCAGCCUUCAUAAUCUUUGAAUCUUCAUCCAAGUUAUAACCAGUAAUUAUGUUUGGGGAGCUUUUUUAUUUUAUCACUUUGUUUUGCUUUGAUCUGUCUCUUCAUAUUACUUUCUCCUAUAUCUUCAGCUUUAAUUUGUAAUUGCAAAGAUUUUUACAUCAAACCUUCUUAGGUGUUGCUAUAAAUUGAAAGAAUUGUAAAAAGAGAUAUUUUAAUAUGGUGAAAUGGCCACUAUUUUAAAUAUACAGUCUUUAAAAUUAGAAGGGGAGGCCAAGGUAUUGGUCAAAUAUAACAUUAAAUCAAACUUUUGUGUUUUACAGUAUUGAAUAUGGAUUCUCCUCCCUCCAUUCCUUUAUAUUCUUCAUUUUCUUCCCGUCUAUGAAAGACAGUACUUGAUAGGUAGUAAUAAUGUUAAGAAUAGAAGGGAAACUAAGAGACAGUUGUGCGUGGUUCAUAAAAACUACUGACACUUUCAGGGGUGGUCCAAUGGGGAAUCCUUUGAACUGGAAGAAACACACUGGAUUGAGUAUGUCUACCUGACAGAUACUCAGAAAUGUAGUUUGCACUUGAGCUGUAAUUUUAUUUGUUCUCUUUCUGAACUUCAUUUUGGAUUUUGAAUGAAGCAAUAUGGAAGCAACCAGCAAAAUAACACAUUUGAGUACAUUUUUUUAAAGAGCUAAGAUAAAGAAAGACUGUGGAAGUGCCAAACCAAGCAAGUUAGGAUUUUGGAAGAGUAUCAGGGGAUUAUGGUAAAAGAGUCAGUACAUGCUCCACAUGUAAUAUCACAUUUUCUACAUGAGGAAAGUUGUUCAGUUUAUACACUCCAUUUGAAGGAAUGCAAGUAAGGAUUGGCUUAAAUUCCAUGGAAUUUUUAGUAUAAGACUCAUUUAUAUUAAGUGGAAGGUAACUUUGCACAUAAAUUGGUAUAACAAAAAGAAAUAAACAAACAUUCACUGCUUUAGAUAGAUCCUUGGGUUAAAAGUUGUAAAUAAAUGUGAAAAAAGUUUCUCAUGUAAUUAUUUUAAUAUACAACAUACUACCCUUUUGAUACGUUAUAUAACUCUUUUUCUUCAAACAGCAUCCUAGUUCUAGAGCCAUCUUUAUUGUGUAUCAUUUUGAAGAAUACCUCUUGAGUUAAGAUGAGCAAUAGAAACAAAGGAUAGGGUUGAGUUUUCAGAAAAAUGGAGGCCUCAGGUCAGCAAUUAGAAAAAUUGGAUAUAAAUCUGCCCCUUCUAGGAAAAUCUGCCCCAAUUUAUUUGGAAUUUUGUAAACUAUAUUUCUUUCCAGUGAUAAAAUAUUGGGAAUGUGAAUGUAUCACCUGGUGGUGGUGGUUUAGUCGCUAAGUCGUGUCUGACUCUUGCGACCCCAUGGACUGUAACCCACCAGGCUCCCCCAUCCAUGGGAUUCUCCAAGCAAGAAUACCAGAAUGGGUUGCCAUUUCCUUCUCCAGAAUGAAUCACCUAAUUGAAAACAGACUGAAAAUCUCCAUGGGAAACAGUAGGGAAAAAAAUGACAAGAAAUCUAGGUUUCUGCCUAUUUUGAAAAAGUAAGUCUCUCCACCCAUUCAGCUCCCUUAUUUUUCAACUCAAAUUUAUUUAUAGUCUACUAAAAGCACUGUGUUAUGUGGAGAACACCCAGAUAAAUGCAAUACUAUCCCUAACUUUAAAAUUUUACAAUUAAAAUGUAUUUGGAAUGACAUUUAAUUUGUUUUAUAAUUCAAAGAAUACAAUUGCAUGGACUCUUUUUUGAACAAUCAUAUAGAAUCAGCUAUUUGUUAAAAGAUCGUCUGUGAACUCAUCUGGGACAUGAGUGAAACGUCCUACAAGUUACUGAAGGUAACACAUAGGAUAGUUUCAGUGUUAUCAUCCAAACGCAAACUGGUCUAAAAGGGUAUUGUAUCACUGGCUAAGUGUCAUUUCCGGAUUCUAACUUAACCAUUAAAUCAGCAGUAGAUGUUGGUUUUUGCCCAAGAACAUUGGAGACAUUGGAAUUGAUUUCUUCCAAAGUUGUGAAAAGUGAGGGAAACUAAAAGAAUGAGGUCAAGUAAGGAGGGGUUUUUUGAGAGGUCUUACAGUGAAGUUCAAACAUGAAUUUCCCGGGGGUGAAGACAGAAUGAUUCAGGGCCACAGCCUAAGAGCUCAGAGUUCUUCUACCCAGUCAGAGGAGUCUCCAGGAAAAGCAGUCCUCACAUCAUCAUUUAUAGAAGUUUAGAUAGAAACCUCUUUUUCUAGAUAAAUCUGUACCAACUUAUCACUGACAGUAUCCUUGUUGGAUACUAGAGCUUGACUUUUUUCUCCUGAUUUACGAUAUUCAUACGGUUUUUUGGGGAAAAUGACAAGCAGAAUCACUUAGAGAAGGAAAGAAAAUUAUUUUACUGUUAAGAUAAUAGAAAUAUAUUCAGUAAAGGUAGUAUCUCCUUCAUCCUGGGAACAUAAGACUUUUACAUAACAGGUACUAAUAACUGGAGAUAGAUGCACGUAUAAUCCAAAAUGACCUAAAAUGCUUCACAAGAAUCUAAUUGUUCCUUUUGAAUGAUUUCUCUAGUACGUACUUGAUUUCAUUGUUUUAAGAGUUUCUCUUUUGUUUUAUUUUUGUCCCCCAGGAAAACAUAUUUCAAAGUGUAUGAGAGGGAGAAAAAAAAAGUUUAUUUGUUCCAAAGAAUAACUUACUCGACUCAAUAGAACGAAAUUUUAAAAUACCAAUUAAAGCCUUCAAAGUGCAUUGGGAUAUCAGGCUAGUUGUAUUAAUGCAAAUAUGCAGAACCAAUUAAAUAAAUUUGAAGAAAAUAGUCAAAUUACACAGACUGUAUUUUUUUUUUAAUCAUCAUAUCUUGUAGCUUAGACCUAUCUUGGGAAAUCUUAUUUCCAGGUAAGAAAAACUGUAUAACUAAUUGGUUGUUCAGGGCAGUAGUUCUUAAAUAGGUAAGAAAAGAUGUCUUCUAAACCAAGGUAGACCCAAAACCACAAAGCAUCCUGAACCACAAAGAGGUGCUUGAACUACUGGAUAACAGUUGAUUUUCCAAAUUACUAGUGGCACAGUUGAGGAGCAGAGUUCUUUCUCGGGUAAUACUCUUAACAUGGAAUAAAAAAUCAAUGCAAAACUCAAAUCAGAUUAAAAUGUAUAAAGUAAAAAUUUGAGUUUGUUUUCUUAGUAGAUCAGGAAGAAUGAAUAUUUGUAGCUGGAGAAGAGAAAUAGUGUUAUUUUAAGUGUAUAAUGUAUAUGUUAAUACCUUGUAAAUCAGGACUUGGCAUGAAGAUCAUGUAUAUUUCCAAUGCCUAGGACAAACCAGCAGGACUGUGAGGUUCUGCUCGUAGAUGAAGUUGGAAGGGUUAUCAACAUGCUUUUUGAAGUGUCAAAAAUUAAAAAAAAAAAAAAAGGAAAUUGGUUAAGCCUGACAGGGAAGGAUGUAAAUACAUGUUUUUCUAGAGCUAUCUAAACUUUAUUUCAAAACUUGAAUUAUUCAUCCAUCUAUAAAUGUUGAUUAUUUAACUAGUAUAUGUAGUUCAUAAGGUAAUAGAAAAGGUGACCAUGAAAGCUUGUAUAUAUCUGGGCAGAACCAUGAUAAUGCUGUAAGAUGUAGAUUUAGUUAGGUUAAGAUAUGUUAAAUGAUUUUAAUACUAUCAAACUAGGAAACUAAUCACAAAAAUAAUGUAGCAAAAUAAAAUGCAGGAUAUGAAGAUGUAGGAUGGAUUUUGUGUUGUAAAAAAAUGUUUGUCACUUAAAUUUAUUAUUUGUUAGGUUUAGCUGAAAGUAGGCAUGUAAAAAGUGAGUUUCACUAAUGAAAACUUGCUUUAAAGCAUUACAAUUCUUUUCCCAUUCUCUUAUUCCUUGACUGCUUGUAAAAUGUUUUCCAUGUAAAGAGAAAAUUUUCAGAUUUGUUUUGCAAAACACCACCUUGUAGAGUUUAACAGGCAAAUAUGACUUUAAGUAAGAAUUUUCAAAAUGAAGUGACGGAAAUGAAAAUGUUCUAUUACCUUAUGCAGAGACAAAAGAAUGAGUGGCACCAUAUAGCAAACAAACAAAAUGCAUUUAAUUUUGUGACAUAUCCUUUCUUUUUUCCAUGAUACCGUCCCAUUUCCAAAAAGAACCCAAGGAAUUUAUUAACAAUAUUCUGAGAAAUAAAUACUAAAGCAAGCUGCUGUAUUUCCAUUAUUUUGGACUCUAGUUAAUAACCAGAUAAUUUUUAAUAGGACCAAUGAGAAUUUCGGGUGGAUAAGCAUCUAGUUGUUGAAAAGCCAGAAAAGUAAAUCUGCUGUUUAUGCUGAAGGCAGAGAAUUCUGCCUGGCCUCUCAGUAUGCAAGUGAAAGAAAGUGAAAGUGAAGUCGCUCAGUCGUGUCCAACUCUUUGCGUCCCCAGGUGUCUGCAUGGGAACAAAACUGUCCUUUAAAGGCUUCUCAGUAUAUAUGGCCUUUAAAGGACAGUCUUGUACCCAUGCAGACACCUAAAAGCAGACUCAUAUCUCCUGCCAUUUGCUUAAGAAGGAAUAAUAUUACAGAGAUAUAGACUGGACAUCAUUUCAGAGUAACAGUAUCAAUGGAGACCUUGAUGUUGUUUAUACCUCUGGGUAGAAGUAAUACAAUCUUUUCUAAUCCCAGAGAAACUUCGCAAGAGUUGUUCUUUCCACAAUUGCAAA
This is a messenger RNA of Bubalus bubalis (water buffalo), 9761 nucleotides long. RefSeq names its product erb-b2 receptor tyrosine kinase 4 (gene ERBB4). The transcript has 29 exons. Gene Ontology annotation, cellular component: basal plasma membrane; signaling receptor complex. Bases 592 to 4563 code for a protein of 1323 amino acids. Gene Ontology annotation, biological process: protein phosphorylation; positive regulation of cell population proliferation; cell surface receptor protein tyrosine kinase signaling pathway. NCBI's taxonomy places the organism in Eukaryota, Metazoa, Chordata, Mammalia, Artiodactyla, Bovidae. The record is from RefSeq and is a predicted model, not a curated record. Gene Ontology annotation, molecular function: ATP binding; transmembrane receptor protein tyrosine kinase activity; epidermal growth factor receptor binding.